This is a messenger RNA of Patiria miniata (bat star), 1483 nucleotides long. RefSeq names its product probable methyltransferase TARBP1. Gene Ontology annotation, molecular function: RNA binding; tRNA (guanine) methyltransferase activity. Gene Ontology annotation, biological process: tRNA methylation. The transcript has 6 exons. The record is from RefSeq and is a predicted model, not a curated record. Lineage: Eukaryota; Metazoa; Echinodermata; Asteroidea; Valvatida; Asterinidae. The coding region runs from base 1 to 843 and encodes 280 amino acids.
AUGAUAAAGACAGUCUUCCACAUUCUCCCUGCCCUGAGCUCCCUGGCUGAUGAUGAAUUCCUGGAACCUCAGCUUUUUGAGAGAGAUUGCCCCUCGUUAUGGAGCAGCACUGGCAAAGCACAUCCUGUGGUACGUCUGUACAACCCAGAGAAGUCCCUGAUACAAGAUGAAUACCGCUUGACUCUGGCUGUACAACCAUCAUCAUUGCAAGCAAGUCCAGGUGGCAGCUUCACCAAUUCAGCAUCUGAAGUAUGCGACAAGGAAUUGAAUGUUCAAAAGAAGAUCAUACCUUGGCAAGACACAGUGAUGCCUGGAUUUGAUGAUGUCAUCAGGACAGUAGGACAGGAGGAGAAGGGAUCUAGGAGAGGUAGUCUGGUGCUGGUGGCAUCACUCAUAGACAAGGCACCUAAUCUAGGAGGUUUGUGUCGUACAAGUCAGAUCUUUGGCGUGUCCACAUUGGUCGUCAACAAUCUUCGUGUAACAGCCGACAAAAUCUUCCAGACACUGAGUGUCACUGCCGAAAAAUGGCUGCCCAUUAUAGAGGUCCCAGUGAGUGAUUUGGCGUCUUAUCUACAAGCAAUGAGACACAAGGGCUACACGCUGGUCGGAGUUGAACAGACUGCCAGAAGUCAGUGCCUUACCAAGUAUCAGUUCCCAGAGAGAACACUCUUACUGCUGGGACAUGAGCGUACAGGCAUUCCUGUGGAGUUGAUCCAAUUACUGGAUGUGUGUGUAGAGAUACCUCAACAAGGCAUCAUUCGCUCCCUCAACGUCCAUGUCAGUGGUGCACUACUCGUAUGGGAAUACACAAGACAGCGCCUGCUUGCACAGUCUGCCGAGUGAUUGGGUUCAGUGUCAUUUGUAGUCGACCACCUGCACAGAUUGUUCUUGCUGAAGCAGUCACAAGCUUGAGAAAACUCUUUGCAAUAACUCUACAUUAAAAAAAGUGACCAUUCUCAGAUACCUCAGGGUGAUGUCUGUGCUAGUCUUAAAAAUCAACAGUUCUUUACACGGAUAACUGGCAUUGGUCAAGUGGGCAGCAAAGAAAUUGCAGUGUCAUGGGGAUGAUCCUGCAGGUUUUCUUUGCGAGGCGGACAUAAGAAGCAAUAUUGUUAUAUCGUGUGCUUGGAUACUGUAAUUUCAUUGGUCGAGAGCGGCUACGUGUCCAUUCUGUAAAAAUGCAUAUACAAUGGUUAGCCUCGUUUACAAUGUGCGUUUUGCGCGCUUAUGUGUAGACCCCACACGCACUCAGGCACUACACUCAUAGGAGCUAUAGUGCCUUGGACACAGUAUGGCAUUAAGUACAUGAACAUGUACACUGUACACAUGACUCAUUUUUCAAUGCAUGUGCACAAACCAGUAAAUUGUCUGUACGUGGGUGCAGCAGUGGUGUCUGUCUCUGAGUUUGUUACAAUGGGCCUUAUGCACGAGUCGGCCAUAUUGAAUUAAAAGUGAGGUAAAUUCAUUUUUGGAACUUGCGAAG